Aspergillus nomiae NRRL 13137 is the source of this 1293-nucleotide messenger RNA. Its product is annotated as putative MFS transporter. The record is from RefSeq and is a predicted model, not a curated record. NCBI's taxonomy places the organism in Eukaryota, Fungi, Ascomycota, Eurotiomycetes, Eurotiales, Aspergillaceae. The coding region runs from base 1 to 1287 and encodes 428 amino acids. Gene Ontology annotation, biological process: transmembrane transport. Gene Ontology annotation, cellular component: membrane. The transcript is spliced from 5 exons. Gene Ontology annotation, molecular function: transmembrane transporter activity.
AUGGCUACCGAGACGGAAAACGGCCGUAUCGUGCAGGAUAACGAUGACUCGACCCCCGAGCCAUCCUUCUACGAUCAGAAGGAUGCUCGCCAGGUUAUAGGCAAAAUAAUUAGUUCAAACUUCGCGGUCAUGGUAGCUGGACUGAAUGACGCUGCCACUGGUGUCCUGAUACCCUACAUCCAACCGACCUACGACAUAGGUUUGCUGCAAGUCUCAUUCAUUUAUCUCGUCAAUUUUACCGGCUGGCUUUGCGCCUGCUUUGCCAAUAUCCAUGUCUGCUCCAGGCUAGGAACGGGGGGCACGCUACUCUUGGGCGCAACGGUUCAAUGCCUCGGGUAUGCGCUCAUGUUCUGGCACCCGCCCUAUCCUCUUUUCAUGGCCGCCUUCUUUUUCACAGGCAUGGGUGUCGCUUUCCAGGAUGCGCAGGCAAAUGCCUUCACUAUCACUGUGAAAAAUGCUCAUAGAUGGCUGGGUAUACUCCAUGCUGUAUAUGGAUUGGGAACUAUCAUUGCUCCACUGAUUGCUAACACAAUCGCCUCGCGGACGCCAGAAUGGCAUCAUUACUAUUUGAUCGUGUUUUGCGUGGGCGUUGUGAAUAUCUUGCUUCUCGCUUGGACGUUCAGGCGAGGUCUUUUCCGACCUAAUGUGCAAAAUGCCAAGGAUACCGCUGGCAGUGAAUUGAAGGCUACGCUAGCUAAUCGAUCGGUGUGGAUCCUGAAUGGAUUCUUCUUCCUCUAUGCUGGUGCGGAGGUGGCUUCUGGAGGAUGGAUUGUUCAGUUCAUCGUCUCAGUAAGACAUGGUGACCCGAAGAAAGUAGGUUAUAUCGCCUCCGGCUUUUGGACUGGCUUUACCGUGGGCCGAGUCCUGCUCGCGGACAUCACACACAAAUUUGGUGAACGUCGAAUGGUGUUCAUUUAUCUCGUGCUGGCACUGGCGAUGCAGCUCAUGUUCUGGAUCGUUCCGAGUAUCCCAGUAAAUGCUGUCGCAGUUUUCCUCUUGGGAUUCUUCAUUGGACCGUUUUACCCUGUUGGACUGUAUGUUCUUACCGAAAUCGUGCCCCCGGAGCUACAUGUCGGGGCGAUAGGGUUCACUGCGAGUCUAGGACAAGCUGGCUCGGCCGCUUUCCCCUUCAUGACAGGCGCAAUAGCCUCGAAAGCGGGUGUUCAAGUCUUGCAACCGAUCAUGGUCGGCUUGCUUAUUGGUAUCGGCAUAUUUUGGGGGUUUAUUCCCAAACAGGGGGAAAUAAGGCUCGAGGACGACGACGAGAACGGUCGACUUGCAAACUAGGAUCAG